GAGCCUCUAAUCCAAGAUUCUCUUCCAUGGCUUCUAUUUUCAGACCUUCUUCAGCUUCACUUGAUUUACGACCAAAGGUUAUUUGCAAGAAUCUCUCUACGAGAGAGCGGUUUGAGUUCCAGAAAAAGAGUCUGAGGAAAGAAAGGAUCAAUGUUAGGUUUUGUAGCUUGAAGGCUAAUAAAGCACAAGGACCAAUUGAAGGGAUUAGUGUUGUAGAAGAGAAACAGCUUAACAGCAAAACCGAUUAUGGAGUUGUUGGGGUUCAUCAUGUUGGUCUGCUCUGCGAGAACCUAGAACGGUCACUCGAGUUCUACCAGAAUAUUUUAGGCCUUGAGAUCAAUGAGGCAAGGCCUCACGAUAAGCUUCCUUAUAGAGGAGCAUGGUUAUGGGUUGGUUCAGAGAUGAUUCAUCUUAUGGAGCUUCCAAAUCCAGAUCCGUUAACAGGUAGACCCGAGCACGGAGGCCGGGAUCGACACGCUUGUAUAGCAAUUCGCGAUGUUUCAAAUCUGAAAGAGAUCUUGGACAAAGCUGGGAUCGAGUAUACGAUGAGUAAGUCAGGUAGGCCAGCGAUAUUUACUCGUGAUCCAGACGCAAACGCUCUGGAGUUCACUCAAGUUUGAGUUGAGUCUAUUUGUAGAUGAAUCCUCUAAACUUUCACUUGAUUAUAAGUUGUAGAUGCUCUUCAUAUAGAACAGAGAAAAGCAAACCAAACUGUUGUUGACUUAUUAUUUAAUACCACAAUAAAUAUUUACAGACAUG
This is a messenger RNA of Arabidopsis arenosa, 759 nucleotides long. Lineage: Eukaryota; Viridiplantae; Streptophyta; Magnoliopsida; Brassicales; Brassicaceae. The record is from the annotation of a GenBank genome assembly.